AUGAUUCAAAAACUCUCAAACAUAGCUGAUCAGCUAAGAGAAAGAGAACAGAUCUUGCCUGAAGUCCAACUUGUCUCCAAGGCCCUUGCAACACUUCCGGAAAACUUCCGAAUCGUCAGGACUGUUUGGACCAGUCUCCCAGCGAAUGACCGGACUCUUGACCAUCUACUGCAGCGACUCAUUACUGAAGAAAGCGUUCUGAAGUCUUACCAAACAAAAACGGAAAACAACAAUGAAGCUGCAUUCACCAGCCGCCAAAGAUUUAACUCUGGUCGCGGAGGAUCUGGAAGAGAACGUCAUGGGGUGCAAGGUGGCUUUGUGGACAAACGGCCACGUUGUGGCCACUGCAACAGCCCAACCCAUGAAGAAAAGGUCUGUUUCCAAAAACACGGCUACCCCCCAAACUGGAACACCACGAAAAGAGGACGAGGUAGAGGCAGAGGUGGGGGCAACCCAUCCAAUUCAUCCAACGCCCUAUUGUCUUUAUCAAAUCUGGAUCCGAGAAGUAUACUGACAUUCCUCGUGGACUCAGGUGCUUCCAAACACAUGAGUGACCAAAGAAGCUUUUUCACAACCUUCAAACCAAUCAAAGCCGGCACUUGGUCUGUUAAAGGCAUCGGAGACUCUGAACUGGACGCUCUAGGCGUCGGCAACAUUGACGUUAUUGUAGAAGUUGAUCAGACAACAACAUCCAAGACAUUAACGGAAGUUCUAUAUGUCCCUGGACUUGGCUCAAACCUCUUCUCCGUGAGUGCAGCAACUGCCAAUGGUCUAAUAGUCACAUUUGACGAUAACAAGGUUCUCUUUAAGAGAAACGGCGAAACAGUCCUCACCGGGGAGAAACAAAACGAGACUUUAUUCCAACUCCACAUGAAACCUGACAUUCAUUCGACCCAGAGUGACAACAUCCAACCUCUCACUCUCGUCGCGCUUGUACAAUAA
Molecule: messenger RNA, 942 nt
Organism: Daphnia pulex (common water flea)
Lineage: Eukaryota; Metazoa; Arthropoda; Branchiopoda; Diplostraca; Daphniidae
Exons: 3
Coding region: 1-942 (313 amino acids)
Source: RefSeq, a predicted model, not a curated record